AUGAUACUACAACUAUUACCAAACGAAAUAUUAAUUGAAUGCUUAGUAUAUCUCAAUACAUUUGAAAUAUUUUAUUCAUUUGAUACAUUAAAUUCUCGUUUUUCUCAUCUUAUUCGAAAUACCCCAAUAUAUCUAAAUCUUCAACAUAUUCAUAAAACAAAAUUCUCUCGAUUUUGUUCUGAAAUCUUACCCGAAAUUAAACAAAAUAUAUCUUCAUUACAUUUAUCAAAUAAAGAUGCAUGUGGUCAAAUUAAUACAUUUUUCUCAUUGUAUUUACUUGAUGAUUAUUCUCAUCUUCAGUCAUUAGCAUUAACCUAUCUCGAAGAAGAAAAUCUUUCUCAAUUAAAAUCAAUUUUACCAUUAUGUACUUCAUUACAUUCAUUCCAUUUAAAUUCUUCACAAAUUGAUGACGAACCGAUAAUAUCUGUAUUGCCAUUAGGUCAUUUACAAAAAUUAUCAAUUAAAACAUUAGAAUCUUUUUUAAUAUACGUACAACAACCAACAAUAAUUACACAUUUAAUCAUUUCAAAAUGUUCAUUGGAACAAAUAAGAUAUCAAUUAUUAGAAAUUAUUCCUAUGUUAAAAUAUUUGAACAUUAAAACUAUUAUAAGAGAUAAACAAUCAAUAAAAAAUGAUACAAAUCAUCGAGCUAUUCAUUUAAAACAAUUAAUAAUUGGUCAAUUUCGAUAUCCAUUCGAUGAUUUUGCGGAUUUUGUUAAACAAACACCAAAUUUACGAAGUUUAACUUUUGCAAAUACGAUUAAUGAUCAAAAAUUCAUUAAUCCAAAUGAAUGGGAAAACUUAAUAAAUUCUUCUUUAUUUAAUUUGAAUACUUUCAAAUUCAGAUUGACUUGCUCUCAUCUAUGUCGUGAUGUGGUUUCAUAUAAUUAUAAUCGAUUUCAAAAUAGUUUUUGGCUUGACCAACACCAUUGGUAUACAGAAUUAUUAACAAAUAAUACUUCACACUGCAUUUAUACCGUACCAUACAUAUCAAAAUCAUUUGAGUUAGAAGAAAAUACAAAAAGAUCAAAUUAUCGAUCAAUUAAUAUAUCAAAUAUCUUUAAACAAGUAGAGAAUUUAACAUUUAGUUAUAAUGAAACAAAAGAUUAUUCUUCAAUUUAUUUCCCAAAUAUCAUUUCAUUAAAAAUACAACAAAAAAAAGAAACAAAAUAUCUUCAAUCUUUAAAAUCAAUUGUUAAUCUAUCAAAUAUCAAACAUUUGGAUAUUUCAUUAUAUCAAAAAGGUAGUUUAUCAGAAGAAUUAGCCGAAAUAUUAAGAGAAGCAUCACAAUUAUCAUCAAUAACAAUCGAUCCAAUUAAUUUAAAAUUGUUAUUUAGUGAUAAAGAAUUAUGUUUAUCUAUGAAUAAAGUUAUUAAAAAAUUGAAUAUACAUAAACAUGGUUAUUAUUUAUUUGAGGAUUCGAACCAAGUAGCCACAUUUUGUGAAGUAUUCUCCAACAUUCAACAACUCCGAUGUUCAAUUAAAGCACCGAAUUAUAUUAUUUUUCUCUUAAAACGAUUAUCAAAAUUAUCUACUAUUCAUGUUUAUCUACGACGUAUUUCUGAUCGAAACCUUUUUUAUGGUUUAGUUGAAGAAGUAUUUCGAGAAUGUAACUAUAGGAUUCGUAUCAAAGAUCUUCGUUCUAAUUUAAUGAAAUUAUCUAUUUGGAUAGACCGAUAUUAUGAUUAA
Messenger RNA from Adineta steineri, 1689 nucleotides. The record is from the annotation of a GenBank genome assembly. Lineage: Eukaryota; Metazoa; Rotifera; Eurotatoria; Adinetida; Adinetidae.